UGUGACCUUAGCAUAUAUUUAAAUAUGAAAUACAAUACAUGUAUUACUUGUGAAGUAAGAAACGACAGGAUACUUACAAAUGAUGAACUAGAGAUCGAAACAGGACAAAGUGUCUUAAAAGAAAAUUUAUCAGUAUUUGGACAGAAAAAUAUAUUAAAUAACAUUAAGGGUUGCUCAGAAUUUUACGAAAAGAUAAAUAAGAACAAGUCAGAUAGUAUGUGUUCUUACCGGAAAAAAUUGAAAUACGAAUAUAAUAAUGAAAAGGGUUUAAAGAGAUUAGAUUCUCAUUCUGAAAAAAAACUGUUUGAUGAAAUGGAUAAUAUAGAUAAAAUUUCACAACAUAUGAAUAGUAAAAAUGGCAAUUUAAAGAAAACCAUUUGGAAAGGAUAUGGUUUAAGUUUUAUUGUAUUUUUGCUAGUUAUAUUAUUUGGUGUAGCAAUACCUAUGGUGACAGUUUUUGCUGAGAAAGGUAGUAAAAAUAGAGCUGUUCCUUCUGGAAAUUUUAUUGAAGCCUGUGAUAUUUGUGGGGGUAUGGACAACAUAUUUCAUUCCUCAUAUAUUAUUAUGUACAUUCCAUUAAUUAUGGCAUUUUUUUCUUCUAUUCUAUAUAUAAAUUAUUAA
Molecule: messenger RNA, 621 nt
Organism: Plasmodium cynomolgi strain B
Lineage: Eukaryota; Apicomplexa; Aconoidasida; Haemosporida; Plasmodiidae
Product: CYIR protein
Exons: 1
Coding region: 25-621 (198 amino acids)
Source: RefSeq, a predicted model, not a curated record